This is a messenger RNA of Glossina fuscipes, 2475 nucleotides long. Its product is annotated as G2/mitotic-specific cyclin-B3-like. The coding region runs from base 533 to 1927 and encodes 464 amino acids. Gene Ontology annotation, biological process: mitotic cell cycle phase transition; regulation of cyclin-dependent protein serine/threonine kinase activity. Gene Ontology annotation, cellular component: cytoplasm; cyclin-dependent protein kinase holoenzyme complex; centrosome. Lineage: Eukaryota; Metazoa; Arthropoda; Insecta; Diptera; Glossinidae. Gene Ontology annotation, molecular function: cyclin-dependent protein serine/threonine kinase regulator activity. The record is from RefSeq and is a predicted model, not a curated record. The transcript has 2 exons.
AAAAUGAGAUAAUAUUAAUAAUAAUAUUUCUAAAAAUAUUAUUAACUAUUGUAUAAAAUGUAUACUCACAAUUAAUAUAUCCAAUGUCCAACAAUGUUUUCUUUCUGUUAUGCUCUUAAAUUUAGUCAUCAGUUUCGAAUCGAACACAUUUUCCCCUCUUCCAUAUUCAAGCUGUUCAAGCAUUGAAGCUUUUCCCCUCAGAUAACCAUAGUUGCGUGUAUAUAUCAGUCUCUUUCAGGCAAAGCAGUCUGAUAUUAGAAACGAGAAAAACACUUUUGGAUCAGACAAUAGAAAAGGAAGUUCUAUUCAAAUUGCGAUUAAGAAAAUUAAACGAUUUUUUGCGAAUAAAUAAUUAUAAACCAAAGGAUUUGCCGCAGCCGAAGGAUAAAGCACGAAUCUUAUAUAAAAACAGCCAGAGGCAAGACAGUGACAAGGUUGCUUACAGAGUGUACGCUAAAAAAAAGUCUUCGAGAAAUUUCUGGAAAGAUUGUUCGCAACAAAAUUUAAUAAAUAAAAGUUAUCCACGUUGAAAAUGCUGCCGGCAAAUAAUACCUUUAUGGCCCGGGAGAACGUAUCCAUGCCUUCGGUUUGUGAAAACCUCGUUAACGUUAUUGGGCAAACUGUUCGAAAUGAAAAUCUGAAAAUUCUGGAAACUAAUGUUAAACGCAAGGCUGAAAACAACGAUGCCAGAAAUGUGGAGCCGAAGCGUUCAGCGUUCAGCAAGCUAGCAAAUGUCAAUUUCAAUCACAAUAAUAAAAUUACUAUUCAUCCGGAUGAUGCCGUAAAGCAACGAGGAGAACCUACGAAAAAGGGCGAUAAACGCAACGAUGUUCAGCAAAGCGGUGAGCAAACGCAACAGGAAUGUUGUGUUAUGCAAAAAUAUGAAAAAGGGAAAAUCGUAAUGGAAACUAAUUGCAGAAAACUAGAAAAUAGCGACAAUAACAAGAACAUAACCUCAAAAGAAGUAGAAAAUGUAGCGGGCACAUCGCAAAGCAUUAAGCAGCUAAUCGUCGCAUCGUCUGUCGAAAACGUUCCGCCAUCUAAAAAGGUGACUGAAAAUAAACUAAUUUGCCAAACAAUGCAAAACAAUGACGAAGACUUUGACAGGACCAACUGGAAUGAUCCACUUCAUGUCUCACAAUAUGCCAUGGAUAUAUUUAAAUAUUUGAAAGAGCGAGAAACUGCAUUUCCAAUAGAUGACUAUAUGAAACGUCAAGUUAAUUUAUCCAAAAAUAUGCGUGCCAUUCUUGUGGACUGGAUGGUAGGUGCGCAAGAAACAAUGGCAUUUAAUGAUGGAUCUCUCCAUUUAGCGGUAAAGAUAGUCGACUUGUUUUUGUGCAAAGUUGUUAUUAAUAAGGAUAAGUUACAAUUAUUGGGAGCUACCGCUCUAUUUAUAGCUUGCAAAUUUGAUAAUCGUACGAUUCCAUUGAUUGGAGAAUUGGUAUAUGUUUGCGGUGACAAUUACAAGUAUGACGAUUUCAUACGCAUGGAGAUUUCAAUUUUGCGAGCGAUUGACUUUGAUCUCGGCAUACCGUUGGCUUAUGAAUUUUUGCGACGUUACUCUUAUUGUGGACGCGUGGCAGCAACUACUCUUACAUUAGCUCGUUACAUACUUGAAAUAUCGUUGACGUAUUAUGAUACCGUUACUUUUAGUGAUUCCAAAAUGGCUGCAGCCGCUUUAUUUAUUGCUUUACGCAUGUUUGGUGUUGAUCAAGGGUGGAAUAUUACUUUAAAAUAUUAUUCUGGCUAUAAACUGACGGAUUUCGUGGAAAUUAUAACAGUAAUAAAUGGAAUUUUACUUCGCAAACCGAAAUCCAACUUGAAUAAUGUACGCGAGAAAUAUAUAAGCGAAACUUUUUAUGAGGUAGCCAGAGUGCCAUUCAUAACCACCCCUGAUCUAUUUAAGGAUAAUUUAGAUUACAUUUAAAAUCAAUCAACUGUUCAUAUAUAGAAAAAAGGAUCAGAAUACUUGCCACAUUUUAGAGAUUUUUUAAAGGAAUUGCAAAAAUUAAAUGUGUUCGAUUAAAAAAUAGCAUAUUUAUGUACCCAAAUAUUUGGGGAAAAAAAAAAAUAAAUAAAUAAAAAAAAUAAAUUCCACAAAACUAGUCACAUCUUAACUUCUAAUGGCAGGUUUAUUUACCAUUUUUUCUUUCCUUUUCUCAAACGAGUAGGCUUCGGACUUUCAGUCACGCUUGACUAGCGAUAAAAGUUUUUAUUUUUGCAUGUUUGUGUAUUCCCGACUUUUAAGAAGUAGUUAAGUUAAGUUUGUAGAGAAGAGUUUGUUUUGAAAACCACGAUAGAAAUACGAUAGCUACCUUGAGUACGAACAAAAUGAGAAAAGCAGUCCUUUAAUGAUUCCGAAAAUCAAUUUGAAUUGAAGAACCUACGAAUCGAGACUAAUUCAGCUGUAAAGUGACACAUGACUUUAAUAUUAGUGAACAACUUUUCUGAGCAUAAAUUCCGCGCAUACGUUAC